AUGACUACAAGGGAUCUGAUUCUACGCUACCAGUCCAAGUUUAUCUUAACUUUGUUGAAAUACUUCAUUUCAGGUAUUGCAUGGUCCAAUGAUGAUUGCUGGAAAGAGAUGAGACGCUUUGCUUUGACAAAAAUGAGAGACUUUGGGAUGGGCAAGAAGGUAAUUGAGGACAAGAUCAUUGAGGAGUCUCACUACCUCAUGGAAGUGUUUAAGAAAUUUAAAGUUCAUGUCCCAGACCAGGUCCGGGAGGAGCUCAACAGGGUGAUAGGGAGUCGUCAGGUGCAAGUCGUGUUCAGGAAGAACCUGCCCUUCACUGACGCUGUCAUCCAUGAGACUCAGAGACUGGCAAACAUUGUCCCCAUGGCGCUUCCUCACAAAAUGAGCCAAGACGUCACUUUCCAGGGUCACUUCAUUAAAAAGGGGACCACAGUGUAUCCUCUCCUGACAUCUGUCCUGUAUGAUGAGACCGAGUGGGAGAGACCACACUCCUUCUAUCCUGCCCACUUCCUGGACAAAGAUGGGAAGUUUUUUAAGCGAGAUGCCUUCAUGCCUUUUUCUGCAGGUCGCAGGGUUUGUCCUGGAGAGGGUCUGGCCAGGAUGGAGCUCUUCAUCUUCUUCACCACCCUCCUGCAGCACUUCCGUUUCACUCCUCCACUGGGAGAUUCAGAGAAUGAAUUGGAUCUGACACCACGUGUUUGCUUAACUGUCAGUCCUUCACCCCACAAACUGUGUGCUGUCUCCUGUAUGUGAGCAGUAGGCUUCUGUAAAUUAGAGCCUUUUAGCUUUUUCUCUUUUUUUUUUUAUUUUUUGAAAGAUUUAAUGAGAACAAACCUGGUUUAACAUUUGUGGAAUUUAUGGGCAAUGUGACACUUGAAUCUACAUUACUUUAAUCUGAUUUAUAUUACUUGAAUCCACCGACAGUAAAACUGAAGGAGAUUAGUUAAAUAUAUAUGAUGCCUUUAAAGCAACAUCUGAUCAUCAGGUGAUGUCA
This is a messenger RNA of Monopterus albus (swamp eel), 991 nucleotides long. RefSeq names its product cytochrome P450 2K1-like. Gene Ontology annotation, cellular component: intracellular membrane-bounded organelle; cytoplasm. Gene Ontology annotation, molecular function: heme binding; oxidoreductase activity, acting on paired donors, with incorporation or reduction of molecular oxygen, reduced flavin or flavoprotein as one donor, and incorporation of one atom of oxygen; iron ion binding. Bases 1 to 750 code for a protein of 249 amino acids. Lineage: Eukaryota; Metazoa; Chordata; Actinopteri; Synbranchiformes; Synbranchidae. The transcript has 5 exons. The record is from RefSeq and is a predicted model, not a curated record. Gene Ontology annotation, biological process: xenobiotic metabolic process.